AUGGUGCCCCUCCCGCUGUUCAAGCUCGCAGCUCUCUUCGUGCGGCAUGUCUCAAAGUAUGGCGCAAAUCGCAUCAAGGCGCAAGCCCAUGACCACCCUCGAUUUCGGGCACUCGCAGCCAAGUACGGCCAAGCAAUCCACCAGCUCAACAUGAAGUUGUCCGUUGCCCUCCUGAGGGAUCCCGAGGCCGAGCGACGAGCCAGAGAACAAGCCGAAGCCCCCACAGUGAAAACAGAGCAGCAGCUUAAAAAAGAAGAACAAGCCAAGCAGAAGGCGAAGAAGAAUAACGAACCCGAGCCGGGUAGCCACCCCAAGUUUACGCUACAAAACGUAUGGCGGCGAAAAUUCCGGCCGUUGCCAGAGGGAAAGGCUGUGGAUUUGUUCGCUGACGUUGCUGGCGAUACGUUUAUUCUCGGCGUGGCGGGAGCAUUGAUUAUAUACGAGUACUAUAAAUCGUCACAAAAGCCCGAUGCCAAUAAAGAGCGGUUAGAAGAGCUCAACAGGAGGUUUGAAGAGCUUCAGAAGAAAGAGGAGGAACUGGCAGAUGCCGAGCAGAGGCAGCGGCAGCGAUUCGAAUCGCUCGAAGAAGCUUUAAGAGCAUUGAAGGACCCGAAGACAAAGCAACCAUUAUUACCAUCGCUGCAACCGAGCAACUAG
Molecule: messenger RNA, 657 nt
Organism: Trichoderma gamsii
Lineage: Eukaryota; Fungi; Ascomycota; Sordariomycetes; Hypocreales; Hypocreaceae
Exons: 2
Coding region: 1-657 (218 amino acids)
Biological process (GO): regulation of lipid metabolic process
Cellular component (GO): mitochondrion
Source: RefSeq, a predicted model, not a curated record